Messenger RNA from Mya arenaria, 1452 nucleotides. Its product is annotated as neo-calmodulin-like. The transcript is spliced from 6 exons. Lineage: Eukaryota; Metazoa; Mollusca; Bivalvia; Myida; Myidae. Gene Ontology annotation, molecular function: enzyme regulator activity; calcium ion binding. The record is from RefSeq and is a predicted model, not a curated record. The coding region runs from base 213 to 701 and encodes 162 amino acids.
AUGAAAAUAGUGACAUUCUUUAUGGCUUUAACGGUGUGAUAAUCGGAAUAAAAUCUUGACUUUCCGACAGCUUUGGUUUUACUAGGUGUUGACUGUUAUGUGCAUGUGUGGAUAACACUAAUUGCGGUGUGUUAAACGUUAUCUUUUAAGGAUAGAAGUGAGUAGUUUAGAAUAGAAGGAAUAGCUCCUGCGCAAUUUGAAGAACGAAUAUUAUGUCUAUGGCAGCUUUAAGAGAAGCGGUUAAGGUAGGAGAAAUAACAGAUCAACACCUAAAAGAUAUUCGGGACACUUUCAACCUGCUGGACACAGACCACGAUGGGAAACUGACCAAGUCCGAACUCGCAAAGCUUCUCAGAUACACCGGAAGUCUCAAAUCGGAAGCGGAAAUGGAGGAAAUCCUAGCGCCAAUUGAUACAGACCACAAUGGGUCUAUAGACUACGAUGAGUUUAAGAAAUAUAUCAUUGAAAAGGGCAUAUUGAAAUCGCUCGCUGACGAGGUUUGCUAUGAGAUGCAGGACGCCUUUAAUGUGUUUGAUAGAGACAAGAACGGGUAUAUCGAUAAGGAGGAGUUGAAAAGGGUGCUUACACAAGUUGGGGACAAGAUGCCGGAAGCAUUAGCGGAUGAGUUCAUAAAAGAGGCGGAUUUAAAUGGUGAUGGCAAGAUAGAUUAUGCUGAAUUCUGCAAACACAUGGGCUACUAGACGCAAUGGAGAGAAAUGGAACAUUAACAUAAUAGCAACGGAGGACACCAUGUAUAGAUCAGGCGUUUCAACUUUCCUUACACGUACUACUAAAGUUGCUAAUGUAUAUGUGUGCACAUCAAUAAAAAUUUACUCUGUGUAUGCAAUCUAGUUAACUGCCAAGAAACAUGACAACAAAUCCAAUACCACCAAGUCAUAUGUUUUAUGACGAUAGAAGAUAAUGGAGUGCAACAGAUAAACGAAUAGCGGUGAAACAAGAACAUUACUCUAAGCUUAUAUAAAUAAACAAACAUCCUUGUCCUGUAUGCCUUUAAUGAUUUAGUGCAACUAGCAAUUUCAAUUAGGAAGCGGCUUAAAAAUGAUAGCAAGAAAACUUUAGGUCGUCGAAUACGGUCAACGGUUAAGGGUGUUUCCAUAAGAUACUAGACAGCAACACAAAUAUACCACCGGCUUUGAGGUUGUUUCUACCAGAUGAAGUAGGCCACCCAGUUAUGAAUUAACAAACUUGUAACAUUUAAAAAUGAUUUUUGUAAAUGGGAGUUGUAUGUUGUGCCACACCAAUUAGCUUUGGUUCUAAGGAUGUUGGCGCAAAAGCCAGCGAGUCAGUGAAUUGAUUUGAUUUUUAAUAUAGAGAACUAGUAUGGUUUGAUUUGGGCUUAAGUUUGUUUUUGCAUUGGUUUGUUAUUUGUUUCUGCCAUAAAAUGUAUAUGUAUAUCUGUUAUGCAUUGCAUUUUAAUACAAUAAAAAACAU